Doryrhamphus excisus (bluestripe pipefish) is the source of this 3056-nucleotide messenger RNA. It is a transcript of the gene wdr20b, whose product is annotated as WD repeat domain 20b. The record is from RefSeq and is a predicted model, not a curated record. Gene Ontology annotation, molecular function: protein binding. NCBI's taxonomy places the organism in Eukaryota, Metazoa, Chordata, Actinopteri, Syngnathiformes, Syngnathidae.
CUUGCGUACUCCGUCACAUCCGGGUCCUCGGACAAGGAUGAACGGCGACUUCCAAGAUGGCGGCGGAGGGAGGAGGGAAGGAGACCAACGACAUUAAAACUCAGUUCACCACACGGGAAGGCGUUUACAAACUCCUCACGCACUCCGAGUACAGCCGCCCCAACCGGGUGCCUUUCAACUCACAGGGUUCUAACCCCGUCAAGGUCUCCUUCGUCAAUGUGAACGACCAGUCGGGCAACGGCGAUAGGAUCUGCUUCAAUGUGGGCCGGGAGCUCUACUUUUAUAUCUACAAAGGUGUGAGAAAGGCUGCCGACCUGAGCAAGCCCAUCGACAAGAGGAUAUACAAAGGAACGCAGCCCACCUGCCAUGACUUCAACCCCAUCACGGCCACCGCCGAGAGCGUCUCCCUGCUGGUGGGCUUCUCGGCGGGCCAGGUGCAGCUCAUAGACCCCAUAAAGAAGGAGACCAGCAAGCUCUUUAACGAGGAGAGACUCAUCGACAAGUCGCGGGUGACGUGCGUACGAUGGGUUCCCGGCUCGGAGAGCCUCUUCCUGGUGGCGCACUCGAGUGGUGCCAUGUACCUUUACAACGUGGAGAACACGUGUGGCACCGCCGUGCCGCACUACCAGCUCCUCAAGCAGGGGGAGAACUACGCUGUGCACACCUGCAAGAGCAAAUCGGGCCGCAACCCCUUACUGCGCUGGACGGUGGGGGACGGGGCCCUCAAUGAGUUUGCCUUCUCGCCAGACGGCAAGUUCCUAGCCUGCGCCAGCCAAGACGGCUACCUGCGGGUGUUCGGCUUCGACGCCGCCGAGCUCCACGGCACCAUGAAGAGCUACUUCGGAGGCUUGCUGUGCGUGUGCUGGAGCCCCGACGGUCGGUACAUUGUCGCGGGCGGGGAGGACGACCUGGUGUCCGUGUGGUCCUUCUCGGACUGCAGGGUGAUCGCCCGGGGACAUGGCCACAAGUCGUGGGUGAGUGUGGUGGCCUUCGACCACUGCACCACCAGCGUGGACGACGGCGACCCUCCCGCCGAGUUCAGCGGCAGCGACGAGGACUUUUAUGAGCAGAUUCACUUUAGCGCAGGGCGGGACAGGGCCAACAGCGCCCAUUCCAAACUUUCCAAGAGGAACUCUACAGAUAGUCGGCCUGUUAGCGUGACCUACAGAUUUGGGUCAGUGGGCCAGGACACGCAGCUGUGUCUGUGGGACCUUACCGAGGACAUCCUCUUCCCACACCUCCCGUUGUCUCGCACCAGGACUCACACUAACGUCAUGAGUGCCACGAGUCCUCCAGCCACUGGGCAAAACACGACAAACACUGUAUCCACUUCCACCACUAAUCCCAGUGGCGCUAAUGGCAAAGACACUGUUAGCAAUAGCAGCACGGGCGGAAACGCGCCAAACUCCCUCCCGGGAACGCUGCCUCGCUCCAACAGCCUGCCGCAAUCCCCCAACCCCGCAGGCGGCGGCAGCACGCCCAACAGUCACACAGGCAGCAGCAACAGCAGCUGCAGCAGCAACAACAACACGGCCAAGGGCGGCAGCAUCAUCGACAGCGCCCUCAUCGCCGCCGGCGUCGGCAAGUUCGCCACGCUUUCGCUGUACGAGUCGCGCAAGGAGCGCCCGGAGAAGGACCACAAGCGCGUGCACAGCGUGGGCGGCGUCGGCAGCAAGAGUAGCGACAAGCUCAACCAGCUGAGCGCCUCGCGGGCGGCCAAGGGCGACACGGCCAAGACGCUGGGCACCGCGCUGUGCCCGCUCAUGGAGGAGGUGCCGCUGCUGGAGCCGCUGGUGUGCAAGAAGAUCGCCCACGAGAGACUCACUGUGUUAAUCUUCCUGGAGGACUGUCUGGUCACGGCCUGCCAGGAGGGCUUCGUUUGCACGUGGGCGAGGCCUGGCAAAGUGGGAUUGCUGUCAUCUCAGAACAACCCCACCAACUCCCCCAGUGGAACGGUGGUAUAGCCCCGCCCCCUCCAGCCCUCCCUGGAAAGAGGCCGCACCACACCACUUCAUAGGAACUUGACGCCUUCAGUCUGCAGUGAAAUGGGUGCUAUUUUCCAAGUUGGGGAGGGGGGGGGGUAAGCAAGCUUUAAAAUAGUCCGGCUGGUCGACGUAAGGGAUGCCAUGGUUGGUCUGUGAGUGUCUUUGCUGCGGCCAUGUUGUCUUCUGUGCUUGACCUUUGGCCUCUGAAAGGAGCAAAGAUGAUUGGAAAGACCCCCCCCCCCCCCCAUUCUUCCAUCUAACCACACCAAGUAUUUGCACAAAUUUAGCCCCAUCUUUCCCUUUUUGUUUUUGUAAUUCCUAGCUGGACAAGACAAGCAGAUUAGGAAGCACCCCCCCCCCCCCCCUCUCCUUCCCCCAUGCUGGAUGCUGCAGUCAUCCUUUUCCAUUUAAAUAACGUUUGCACUUAAAAGUUUGUUCGAGGACAAUGGAUGUACAUUUUUUUGCGGGGGAGUGUUGAAAGAUAUAAAAUUAGGAUAAUUCAACACCUUUGUACUGUUUCCUAUUCUUUUCAGGCAACGCAGGCUCUGUAUUAUAUGUAAAUAUUGUACUUAAGUCAUUUAUGGAAAUGAUUCAUAGUUUAAAAAGAGCCUCUUUUGAGAGAAUAGUUAUUUCUAAUACAGAAAAUCUAUACCUAAUAAAAUAAACAUUUUGAAUAUGCAGAAUUUUUUUUCAACUUGUGUUGUACAUAAAGAGAAUUCAGGUGUAUUUUUUAUGAAAGCAACGUUUGCUACAUAGGAGAACCUUUUAUCUAACUGCUAGUGCUGAAUACCAGCCUGUCUGGAAGGACGGCAGGACACAUUCAGCCAUCACUUGAGCUCAGGUAAAACGCAGGAACGCACGCCGGCCUAGUGUGAAUUGACGCGACACGUUAUUAAUAUGUUGUUUUUUUUUUUUUUAACAUGUUGAUACAAUUCAUGCUCUCAGGAUGUGGCUUUGGAGGUGUGAGGGUGUCUCCCUGCCGCCCACUUUGUGGGAAAACUGUGAGGAUUUGAAUGGUGGCAGCCUUUUCCUCCAUGUGACGCCUAUUAAAAACUGUUUGCCAGACUAUGA